AUGUACCCGGGAAUCGAGACUGCAGGCUCGACGGAGAACGAACAAUUGACACCCCAGCUUUACCAAGGGCAUGGCAAUUUGUCUCUGGAUACUCCCUGGAAUGCGACUUCAGCCUUUCAAUCACAUACAAAUAAUAGCCCUGAGAACAAGAACGACAGGUACGCUCACAAACCCAACCCAGAUUUCGAUAGAACCGUGCCUGACUGUCGAACCAAACUAGGGGUAGCAAACCAUUCCGCUGCCGACGAGAAGGUUACCGUUCACGAUGAUCGGGAGGCGUACGAGUGCUCGAUUAGCGGCAUACGUAUGAGCCGACUUGACUACCUCCGAAACCAGGCGCGGAAAGUUCACUCCCUUGGCAGCUCUGCUACUGCUUGA
Penicillium argentinense is the source of this 378-nucleotide messenger RNA. RefSeq lists its product as uncharacterized. The record is from RefSeq and is a predicted model, not a curated record. Bases 1 to 378 code for a protein of 125 amino acids. The transcript has 2 exons. Lineage: Eukaryota; Fungi; Ascomycota; Eurotiomycetes; Eurotiales; Aspergillaceae.